GUAGCAACACCGGGUCUAAUUCCCCAGUGUCAGGAAAUUGAUCAAAACGUUGACGCUUACCCAUUACUGUUAGAAAUGCAGUGUGUUGUGUACUUCUUGCGUGUGAAGGGUGAUUUUCUGUUAAAUAGAUUUCUGCCGAAGGUGUUGCAAUCUCUUUUUUUUUUGGCGUUGUGAGCUGGAGAAAUAUAGGAUUAAAAAAUAAAGGAUUUGGCCUAUAUUUAAAUAAAUUCCACGUACAGUGCUUACAGAUUGUUUGAAUAGCAGAAGUACAGACGUGAACGGAUGGCGAGCUGCCGUCUGUCGUGUUGCACAGUAGUCUCAAAUAAAGCUGCAUGGAAUUAGAGAAGUGGUUACAUGAACCAAGCCAUUUUUGUCAGUUUAAACAGCCACUUUUCCUUCUGCCAUAGAAACUGCCAAAGGAUGCCUCCUAAAAAGAGAACACGAGGCACGACAGUAAAAUCAAAACAUGAAGAGCCAGCUGCUAAAUUAGCAAAGAAGGACGAUGAUGAAAAAGACUCCUCCGGAAAGGGUGCUAAGGGAGCACCAAGGAGAAGAGGAAAGCCGGAAGCAGGGAAUUCUGGGAUGCAGGAGGACAAGGGUGCAGCAGCAGCCCCCGCUGGUAAAGAGGUCUACUGCCAUUGGCUGAUGAAGUCGGAACCAGAGAGCCGGAUCGAAAAAGGGGUGGAUGUGAAGUUUGGAAUCGAGGACCUGAAGGCUCUGCCCAAACAGACCGGUUGCUGGGAUGGAGUUCGCAACUACCAGGCUCGUAACUUCAUGAAGGACAUGAAAGUGGGGCACGAGGCUUUUUUCUACCACAGCAACUGUAAGGAGCCUGGGAUCGCAGGACUCAUGAAGAUUGUCAAGGAGGCCUAUGUGGACCACACCCAGUUUGACAAGAAGGAUGCCCACUAUGACCCAUCCAGCAAAAAGGACAACCCAAAGUGGUACAUGGUGGAUGUGCAGUUUGACAGAAUGACCAAGAGGUUCAUCCCCCUGUCUGAGCUGAAGAAAUAUCACCAACAGCACAAAUCUAACGGUGGCGUGCUAAAAGGCUUGGCCCUCUUCACCAGAGCCAGGCUUUCUGUGCAGCCUCUCUCCAAAGAAGAGUUUGACUUUGUCCUGAGCUUGGAAGACAAAGAACCGAUUUAAAGACUUAACGUGCUGGUGUUGGAAGGUCUCCAGGACAGUCUGAUUGACGAGGUCAUGGGACACAAGGACAUCAGGUGAAGACAAAUCAUUCUUUGCAUGAGAAUAAAUCUCUGCUCACAGUUUCAUCUUGGGAUACUAUAAUAUGUUGCAAGCCUGGAUUUACGCUUAUUUCUUCAGUAUUGUUAACAGAAACAAUCUGCUUUGUUUUUUUCAUCAUUAAGUAACAACAGGGAUGAAUUGUUUAAUUUCUUCCAUUGUUUCUCAUAUGAAUAACAGAAUGAGAUUCUAUAGCUUGUAACAAGGUGGUGGUGGAAAAAUAUUUAUUGGUUUGGACAGACUGUUUCUAAUUUAGUAAUGUUGGUGACAAUCUGUCCUAAAUAAUGCAUUGAGGGUAAAAGAGAAAUAGUCCACAGGAUUUCAUGCCUACGCUAUAGUGAGUUUUCCAUCCUGUCCUUGUAGUCUUUUUUUUUAAGCAGCAGCCUAUAUUAAUAUUUGUUUUUAAAAAAAAAAUGAACAGCACCUCAGUUGUGAAUAAUUCAAAACUUCUUUAGUGUUUUUCAUUCUUUUGUAAUUUAUGUACCGUUUUAAUUCACUUGUAAAGACCACAGAGAUGGUUUUGUGCCCAGCCCUUGUCAUUAAAAACCAUUUGGCCAUU
Molecule: messenger RNA, 1804 nt
Organism: Lepisosteus oculatus (spotted gar)
Lineage: Eukaryota; Metazoa; Chordata; Actinopteri; Semionotiformes; Lepisosteidae
Source: RefSeq, a predicted model, not a curated record